AUGGACGGUGUAGCUGAAUCUCAGAGAACUCUGUACCCAUACGUGACUGGAUCCUCUGUAGUUGCUAUCAAAUACAAAGAUGGGAUUCUCAUGGCCGCUGAUAUGGGAGGUUCAUAUGGAUCUACUCUGCGCUACAAGAGUGUUGAGCGUAUCAAGCCUGUCGGAAAACAUUCUCUCCUUGGUGCUAGCGGGGAGAUAAGUGACUUUCAGGAGAUUCUGCGCUACCUUGAUGAGCUUAUCCUUUACGACAACAUGUGGGAUGAUGGGAAUUCUCUAGGACCGAAGGAGGUUCACAAUUAUUUAACCCGCGUGAUGUACAAUAGGCGGAACAAGUUCAAUCCAUUGUGGAAUGCACUAGUGCUUGGUGGAGUUAAAAACGGCCAGAAGUACCUUGGCAUGGUUAAUAUGAUUGGCAUCAACUUUGAGGACAACCAUGUAGCAACUGGGCUUGGAAAUCAUCUUGCUAGGCCAAUUCUUCGUGAUGAGUGGCAUGAAAACUUGACCUUUGAAGAGGGUGUCAAGUUGUUAGAAAAGUGCAUGCGUGUGCUUUUGUACCGGGAUAGGUCUGCAGUCAACAAAAUCCAGAUAUCUAAAAUUACUGACGAAGGCGUCACUGUUUUCCCACCAUUCUCUUUGAAAACGUACUGGGAGUUCUCUGCCUUCAAGAAUCCAACUGUGGGUGCUGAAGGUUCAUGGUAG
Messenger RNA from Sphenostylis stenocarpa, 699 nucleotides. Lineage: Eukaryota; Viridiplantae; Streptophyta; Magnoliopsida; Fabales; Fabaceae. The record is from the annotation of a GenBank genome assembly.